Triticum urartu is the source of this 1298-nucleotide messenger RNA. The record is from RefSeq and is a predicted model, not a curated record. NCBI's taxonomy places the organism in Eukaryota, Viridiplantae, Streptophyta, Magnoliopsida, Poales, Poaceae.
AUGGCUCAGUGGAAGGUCCAGUGUGGAGAAUGGCGUGCCGGCGUGGGCAUGGGAGGCCUUGAAAGCUUGCUGGGGCGCAGCGACAAGCUUGUCCCAUUCAUUCCAUCAUCGCGCCGUCGCAGGCCAACCACUCCCUCUCCUUCAUCGGGAUCCUCCUCGAUCCAGCCAACCACCAGCUCCCCUCCUGAUCCACCAACCAGCCGCCGCCACCCCCUCCCUUGUUUUCCCCACGAGCCAAUCCCAGGGCACCAGCCUCACCGUGAUCCGAUCCGUCGGAUCAGGAUCCAACGACAGCCAGUGUCCCCAGCCACCCACGCCUACACCUCCCGCAGUGCUCGAUCCGAUCUGGAUCGAGGCAACCGCCCCUCGCUCCUGAGUGGAGCUCGAUCCCCGUCGCCACGCACUACUAGCCGGAGCAUCUCUAUCGCCGGCCGAAACCCCGCAGGAACUCGCCGCCACUGCCGUGGAUUUGGAACAGCGUCGUCGUCGAGCUUAGUCCGCGGGCGCCAUUGCCCGGACCCAGUGCUAGCCGACCGGAUCCACCCGUCUUCGCCGUUCUUGGCGCUGCCGGUGCCCCAAGUUGCCCCGCUACUGCUGUUCUCCGGCCAUGGAGCCUCGGCCUCCUCUGCUAUCCGCGAUGCCCAAGGCCCCAUCCUCGCCCCCUCCAGCGACCUCGACUCCGAGCCAAGUCCCGCGCCAUGCCAAGCUAUCGUCGUCUUCCUCGUCGUCAAGUGCCCGCGUUGCCGUCCAGGACCCCGCCGGUCUCCCCUGCUUCUGCUCCCGGAGGAGGACGAGCGCUUCGCUCGCCAACCACUGCUCACACGCACGCACGUGGGCCGAUGCCUCCCCAAGGCCCAACGCGCUCCAGCCUCGCCUGAUCCAGCGUUGGUCGCUGCGUUGACCAUGCAUCUAGCCUCCGUGGGUUGCGUCCUGCUGCCAGGCCCAGCUGCACCUCCCCACCGUCUGGCCCAGAUCCGACCCCUGCGCAGCCCGACCACCGCAAGCCCAAAGUGAGCCACCCCACAAAGUCCCGCCCCGAGCGCGUUUUUGCUAUCUAGCGCCCGCUCCUGUUGCAGAUUCGGCCCGCGUAUUUUUUUCCUGCCUGACGAAUUUUGUAUUUAACCACUGCAUGCAUAAUUUCAGAGAAUGCCAUUGUUUUUAAAUGCUCACAAUUAAUUAAUCAUGCAUCGGAUUAAAAUGUUUUAAAUAUGAAAAAUGCUUAGAAUUUCAUCUAGUUUCACAAUAUGCAACUUUCAUCCAUGUUUGAAAUGUUUAAAUUGUUGUUUCCUUUUAGUUUG